ACGGAAGCGAGAUAGCGGGUGCGGUCCCCGCUGCCCACUCCUUAACGUACCAUGGCCGAGGCCCAUUUUAUCAUGUCUUGUCUAUCCGAAACUCCUCGAUUCGAAGUGAUUGGUUUCGCUUUGCUGUUUGCUUGGCGAGAAAGGGAAGAGAGAAAAACGAAACAACUCUUUGAUAUACGGCUGGAAGUCGGCAUGGGAAAUCGACCCGUGAAGCAACAAAAAAGGGAAGAGGUACUAUUGAAGAUUGUGCCUCCACUGGAUCCUGCAUAUGCCCGGUGGCUUGCUCGGGACAUUGAGCGGAUUCAUGGCUAUAUUCCAAGAAAUCCGCGUGCUGUGAAGGCUGUGAAGCCACCAGAACAUUAUAUCGAGUACAUGCGCUUGCAUGGAUGGUUGGACGUGGAUUUGGAUGAUCCCGAUCUUGCCCAUUUGUUCAAGUAAUUAAUCAUGUACUCAUCCGAAAAAAUCCGAGUUCAAAUGUAGCUUAAUAUAAAGUACUAGUUGGUUGGAAAGUUGGGAAGGAGAUAGGCCUUUAGCUUGUAGAAGUCGGCCAGUUGUAGUUUUGUUUGCUCUAUGUGCAUUAUUACAAGAAGGUGUUCUGCAUUCUGAUAAAGCUACCGAACAGCAUCUUAUACAUCUUGUUUGUAAGAAGAUACUUUUCAUAAUUGAAGUCUAUCCUUACCAAGAGCCAAA
Messenger RNA from Juglans regia (Persian walnut), 690 nucleotides. RefSeq lists its product as uncharacterized. NCBI's taxonomy places the organism in Eukaryota, Viridiplantae, Streptophyta, Magnoliopsida, Fagales, Juglandaceae. The record is from RefSeq and is a predicted model, not a curated record. Bases 52 to 438 code for a protein of 128 amino acids. The transcript has 2 exons.